Messenger RNA from Helicoverpa zea (corn earworm), 1413 nucleotides. RefSeq lists its product as uncharacterized. NCBI's taxonomy places the organism in Eukaryota, Metazoa, Arthropoda, Insecta, Lepidoptera, Noctuidae. The transcript is spliced from 2 exons. Bases 56 to 1036 code for a protein of 326 amino acids. The record is from RefSeq and is a predicted model, not a curated record.
UUCACUUAGCUGUCUCUUCUCACAUUCCAGGGUGCCUCAGGGUUAGCUAUUCAUCAUGGUUACCCGUAGAGCUGCAUUUGAGGAAAAGUUGAGGGCUACGUUGAAAGAAUUGGAAACUAGCAAAAACCUGUGUAAACAGCUGCUACAAGAACGGGAUGAUAGCGAGGUAGAAGUUAAGGUUAUUGUAGACAAGAACACUGAACUUAAGAACCAGUUGGCUGAAUUACAUAUAGAACAUAUGGAUUUACUCGACCAAAAUCAACACCUAAAUCAACUUGUAUCAAACAUGCAAGAGUGCAGCGACACACAUGAACUGGCCUUAGGACGGAUCUCUGAGCUGGAACAUGAGCUAAGCAGAGCCCACAACACCAUCACACAGUUGGAGUCUGCAAAGUCCAGUGAACGGUCUGCGAACACCUGCAGCCUGUACGAUGAACUUGUUGGUAGUGCGUCUGGUUCUUGUAAUCAGCCAAUGAUAACAAUUGACUUGACCAAUGAUACUUUAGUACAGAAUAAAAUUACAAGUAAUACACACAACAAAAUUAAAAAAUAUUUAAAAAUUAAUAAGGUUGUCAAAAAACUUAAGAAAACUUUGAGAAAGUACACAGUUUUUAAAUCGAAUAACAUAUUAAGAAGAAAGAACAUUAAUUUAAUUAAAGAUUUAAAUAAUUGUGAACAUCAAUUGGACAUUAGUAGGACAAGGUAUGAUAGUGACAUCCAACGUUUACAAGCUGAACUUUGUAUUAAAGAAAAUACCAUUAGGGACAUUUUCCAUAAAUAUGAAGAUUCACAGCAGGACCUAACAAAGCGUUUGCAGGAGGCCUGUGAGCUGGUAGACUUAGUCAUACAAAAUGCAGAGAAGUAUGACUUGCUUACAAAUAACAUCUCUUGUAACUGUUCAUGCCUCCCAACAUCUGAAACUCACUGUGUAACACCCACACACGUGCCACAGUGUGUGUCACCCUCACAGGAGCCCCAGUCUGUCACAACCCUGGCCACUCAAUUUGAAGAAUAUUCAGACAAGGUUACAAGUUAAAUAAGGACCACUACUUAGCGAUAAUUGAUCCUGAUAUUGAGUUGUGUAGCGGUGAGUACGUCAUGCUCCCUUAGACGGCACUGCUUGCGGUAGCGUCGGCGGUCGGGUUGCUUCCCUCCCUCAAAGAUGUGCGAGGGGGGCGAUGGCUGAUCCUCGCGUUAUGCUCGUGAACGGGUGCUGCUUGUGGUGCCAGGUCGUCUUACUGACUAUACUAUAAGUAGUAUUAUAUAAUUUUGUAGACUCUUUUCUUAUACUUCCUUUUUUUUUACUGGCUGAGCGGUCCAAUUUACUAGAUUCAUUACUUACCCAUGUUGUACAUUACACAGGGUUGCAAUAGAAUAUCACAUGAAGGUGGGCACUCCCUCAUAAACUAUUAU